AAAGUCAACAGCACAUACAUCUGCCCACUAAUAUAUCACGUACGGCCUGACUUUCUUCCAGACAACACCUACUCCCACACAAGAAUCCACCUCUACCCCUCCAGAAUGGCCGCCUCAAACCCCGCCAUCCCGGCCUACAAAACCGCCUUCCUCGAGUCCUGCCUCUCCGCCAACGUCCUGACAUUCGGCACCUACACCCUCAAAUCCGGACGUCAAUCCCCCUACUUCUUCAACGCCGGCUCGUUCCAUUCCGCCCCACUCCUCUCGGCCAUCGCCCAGGCCUACGCCCACACCAUCGUCUCCUUCCUGGCCACCAACCCCUCCGUCCCCAAGCCCGACGUCAUCUUCGGCCCCGCAUACAAAGGCAUCCCCCUCGCCUGCGCCGCGCUCCUCGAGCUGCACCGUCUCGAUCCCGAAACCUGGGCGAACGUGUCCUACAGCUUCGAUCGCAAGGAAGUCAAAGACCACGGCGAGGGCGGGUCAAUCGUCGGCGCCGCUUUGAAGGGAAAGAACGUCCUUGUCAUCGACGAUGUGAUCACCGCCGGUACUGCUAUGCGUGAUACCCUCGUCAAGGUCGCCAGGGAGGGCGGAACGGUGGUGGGGUUCGCGGUUGCGCUUGAUAGGGAGGAGAAGAUGCCCGGGCCGAGGGAGAAGGAGGGGAUUGAUGAUGGGGAGGCGAGGGGGAGCGCGAUGGGGCAGAUUAGGGGGGAGUUCGAGGUGAGGACGGCGAGUAUUGCGACGUUGGGGGAUUUGAUUGAGUUGUUGAGGGGGAAGGGGAGUGAGGAGGAUGUGAAGAGGAUGGAGGCGUAUAGGGCGAGGUAUAAGGCUAGUGAUUGAUUGAGGUGCUCUGCAGUGUUGAAAGGGCUUUAGCAAUAAGAAAUAAGAAAGAGUGUUUAUGAUGUGGUAAUGCCUUUUGGGCUUGCCAAUGCACCUGCUUCUUUCCAAGC
Molecule: messenger RNA, 947 nt
Organism: Pseudogymnoascus destructans
Lineage: Eukaryota; Fungi; Ascomycota; Leotiomycetes; Thelebolales; Thelebolaceae
Gene: URA5
Product: orotate phosphoribosyltransferase
Exons: 2
Coding region: 106-837 (243 amino acids)
Biological process (GO): pyrimidine nucleotide biosynthetic process; 'de novo' pyrimidine nucleobase biosynthetic process; pyrimidine ribonucleoside biosynthetic process
Cellular component (GO): cytoplasm
Molecular function (GO): orotate phosphoribosyltransferase activity
Source: RefSeq, a predicted model, not a curated record